AUGUCCAGCCCAGAUCAAAAGCGUCUAUGGCAUACGGAACAUCAGAUCUACGAUAAAUAUCUCACCCAGCCUCCCUACAGCAAUAAACUAGGCCAGCAUUUUUUUGACGUGCUAGCGAAGCGGCUUGACGAAUUCCCUACCACCGAGUGGACUACUAUCAACCUUUUCAACUUUAUAAGAUAUACUAUACCUGAGUGUGCCGUUAACACCAUGUUUGGACCUCGAAUGCUUGAACUUAACCCAGGCCUUGUUGAUGCUCUCUGGGACGUAGAUGCCAACCUUGGGAAGUUAGUCUGGGGUUUACCUAGCUUUAUUACCCCUCGGCCGUAUAAGAUGCGAGAUAAACUGCGUGCCAUGAUGGCGAAGUACCUUAACGCUGCAUGGGCUAAUUUUGACUGGAAUGGGCCUGAUGCAGAUUCAGACUGGGACGUUCACUUCGGUGCACGAGUUUCUCGGGAGAUAGCAAUAUGGAUGAAAGAAAACGACCUCUCGAUCGAAACUGCCUCCGGCCACACCAUGGCGAGGUUGUUUGGAAUCAAUGGAAACAGUGUCCCGUCGGUGACGUGGGCCAUAAUGGAAUCUCUGCAGAGACCUGGGCUUCUACAAGAUUUACAAGUCGAAGCUCAAAAAGCCAUUACGGUUGACGCAAAUACCGGAGAACGCCACAUUAAUACGCAAAAGCUUCUCGCAUCACCAUUAUUCCAGGCCAUCUUCCAAGAGACCUUACGCAUGCACACAUCAUUUAUGCUAACACGAGAGGCUCGGGAACCUAUUUCCAUUGGUGGCUAUCGUAUAGAAAAGGGGUCGCUAAUACAGGCUCCCACGGACGUAGCUCACUAUGAAGAGGCUGGGCUAUCAACGGCCACCCAGCGUCAGAGUUCUGGCCGGGGAGGCAUAUUCGGCUAG
Daldinia childiae is the source of this 906-nucleotide messenger RNA. RefSeq names its product Cytochrome P450. The transcript has 2 exons. Lineage: Eukaryota; Fungi; Ascomycota; Sordariomycetes; Xylariales; Hypoxylaceae. The record is from RefSeq and is a predicted model, not a curated record. Bases 1 to 906 code for a protein of 301 amino acids. Gene Ontology annotation, molecular function: iron ion binding; steroid hydroxylase activity; heme binding.